This is a messenger RNA of Bombyx mandarina (wild silkworm), 2273 nucleotides long. It is a transcript of the gene exp, whose product is annotated as expansion. Gene Ontology annotation, biological process: regulation of DNA-templated transcription. Gene Ontology annotation, molecular function: protein binding. NCBI's taxonomy places the organism in Eukaryota, Metazoa, Arthropoda, Insecta, Lepidoptera, Bombycidae. The record is from RefSeq and is a predicted model, not a curated record.
UUCAGUGCGCCGUAUGAACAUAUAUAUAAAAAUAAAAUAAAUAAAAAACGUGUCGAAUAACGUAUAGUGAUUCAGUGUUGUGUGCCAGUGUUCAACAACUUUCUCCGAUUCCCAAACCUAGGCCCGUUCGAGGCAGUGACUGGAAGCGAAAUGGUGUCUAGACGUCGAAUAUUAUCGCGGUCACGCGACAACCUGUCGCAAACACUCACUCAGGAAGAGGAGGAAGACGUAUGGUAUCAAAAGGAUAAGCUUUAUAAGGAACAUAUACAGGAAGUGCUGGACAAAUGGACACAAAUCGACGACGAGAUAUGGGCGAAGGUGAUUGUUUUCGAGAAGAAUCGUCGCGUUGCCAAAGCGUAUGCGCGAGCGCCAGUGCUCACGAUUAAUGGGUCCGAUGACGGCUUUGACGGCAUGAGAAUUGGUCUAUGCGGCUUCGAUAAUCCACAUAGAGAUCAGAAGACGGAUGAAUUGAAAAGACACGUAGGACAGGGUGUCAAAAUCAAAAUGGACGACGCCGGUAAUAUACUCAUCAGACGCUACUCCAAGAGUAGCGUGUUUGUGAAGAGUACUGCAGCCUCUAGCAAUGAAGAGACGGCCAUCGGACAAGAUAUACUCAAACUGCCCGGAUAUUCGUUGGAGCAGGAAAAGAUUUUUAAGUUGUUCGACAUGAAGAAGUUCCAGUCAAACGUGAACCGGGAGUUGCGGCGCGCGUAUCCGGACCGAAGGAGGCUCGAGACCCAGUGUCUCAGUGCUGUAGCAUUCGUCAAGUCUGACAACGAACUCCUCGAGUGCCCCAUCUGGGUGUUGGUCAUCAACGUCGUCGCUAUGGACAUGCUGAAAUCCAAGCUCCCCCCAAUUCAAAGACCAAUGGACAUCAAGAACCGGCCCCGUAUUCCAAUUCCCGACGAGGAUCCGUACAGCAUCGCCAGUUCGAAUGUCAACGGCUCCGGGUCAAGCGGCAGUUCAGGAGGCUACGGACUCGGAAACGGUCACAACGGACACGGAGUCGUCGCGGCUACUAGAGAGCAGCUGAUGAUGCAGAUGGGUCAAAGGCGAGGAGAGAGACCACCUAAUCUACCGCCCAGGGAAAAUGGAUAUGGACCAGCUGAUAUUCCAAAGCCGGAUUAUGAUGACAUCGAGGCUAACGGUCGCGGUCCAGCGCAGUUUCCGAGAGGAAAAUCAGACAAAGGCAAAGAAAAGAAAUAUGACGACCCCUACUAUUGCGGGCUACGCGCCCGUGUGCCAAACUUCGUGAAGGCGAACGGAGCUAAAGUCCUCCCGACGAUGACGGAGCGGCUCACGCUGAAGGAGGUGCCGGUGCCGAGCAAGCGGUUCAGCGUGGCGCACCCCCACGGCGCCCCUUACCCCCCGCAUCCACACAUGCCCCCCGCUGCUCUCUGGCACGCGCGCUCCUACGAAAGCGGAAUCGACGGAGAUCAUUACGAUCCAUACGCGUUGUACGGGCGGCUUCCGGUGCCUGGUCGUGGCUUCCCUCCGCCUCCCGCGCCUCAUGCACGACACAUGUUCAUUGGAGAUUGGGAUUAAAGUGACCGACAACUUGACAACACGACUUGACCACAUUAGAUCAUAAUAUGACGUUGGGAUAUUUUCACAUCGAAAUAUUAUAAAUACCAAAAUCAAAACGUAAAAAUCUUGGAAACAUGACGAUUUAAAAUUGUUUUUCCACCCGACAAAACGAUUUUAAAUUACUAUGGUUUAAUUUUUAGAUAAUUUCGACAAUGACUAAAGACUGAAGUCUUAAAUAUUAAUAUGUUUUUCAACGACGUUGUCGUGUGUGGUUGAUGUGGCGAUAUCUCAAAAGUAAUGCGUAUUGUAAAUAAUAAUCAAUCUUGUAAGUAGUACAUUUUGUAAUGAAUAAAUAAUUCAACGUUGGAAAUUUGUUUUUACUGUAUACAAUAAUUUUAAUUGAAACAAAAUUUUGCAAUGACGAGAUUUUAUUUUCAAUUUGCACAUACAUCUCUUACAAUGUGUAUUUAAUAUGUUAACCUAGUUUACUAAGUUUAAACCUUAAGUUAACUAUCACUGCCAAGUUAUUUAACGAAUUCUUGUGAAACAGCAUCACAUUUUUAAAUAAAUAAUUUCAUAAGUUGUGUCAAUCCUAGUCAAUACAGGGUUGGGAAUAAUUUUAGAUGUAAUUUUUAAAUUUUUAAUAAAAACCUAGCUUUUUUACAUUUGUAUCGUUUUUGUACUAAUUAUACAAUUAUUUAUAUUGAAAAUACUUUGCAAAAAACAAAUGUAACAAUUAAAGUGCA